This is a messenger RNA of Indicator indicator, 3353 nucleotides long. RefSeq names its product Gse1 coiled-coil protein (gene GSE1). The transcript has 14 exons. The coding region runs from base 33 to 3326 and encodes 1097 amino acids. The record is from RefSeq and is a predicted model, not a curated record. Lineage: Eukaryota; Metazoa; Chordata; Aves; Piciformes; Indicatoridae.
GCUCCCCUGCCAGCACACCCAAACGUGGCCCCAUGGGCCCCAUCAUCGUGCCCCCGGGGGGGCACAGCGUGCCCAGCACACCGCCUGUCGUCACCAUUGCCCCCACAAAGACAGUCAACGGGGUCUGGAGGAGCGAGGGCAGACAGCAAGAAGCAGGGUCACGAGGCAGCAGCAGCAGCAGCAGCCGUGAGCGUCUCAUCUCGGAGCCGCCCCUCGCGCAGGAGAAAGCAGGGGGUCCCACGGUCCCCUCCCACCUCCUGGGGACACCCUACUCCUUUGGGUUGCCCCCCAGCUCCGUGGUCCAGGACUCCCGCUUCCCACCUCUCAACCUGCAGCGGCCAGUCCACCAUGUGGUUCCUCCCAGUGCUGUCACCGAGGAUUACCUGCGCAGCUUCCGUCCCUACCACACAGCCGAGGACCUCCGUAUGUCCUCCUUGCCACCCCUUGGCCUGGAUCCGGCCACUGCUGCUGCUUACUACCACCCCAGCUACCUGACACACCACCCCUUCCCACACCCUGCCUUCAGGAUGGACGAAUCCUACUGCCUGUCAGCACUCCGGUCCCCCUUCUACCCACUGCCGACGCCGGGCUCGCUGCCACCCCUGCACCCCUCGGCCAUGCACCUGCACCUCUCGGGGGUACGGUACCCCCCCGAGCUCUCCCACUCCUCCCUCUCUGCCCUGCAGUCCGAGCGCAUCUCCAGCCUUGCUGCCGAGAGGCUGCAAAUGGAUGAGGAGCUGCGGCAGAGGGAGCGCGAGCGGGAGCGGGAGAAGGAGCGGGAGCGAGAAGCUGACCGGGAGCGGGAGAAGGAACGCGAACGGGAGCGAGAACGGGAGAAGGAGCUGGAGCGAGAGCGGGAGAAGGAGCGGGAACGGGAGCUGGAGAGGCAGCGGGAGCGUGCCCGGGAGAAAGAGCUGAGCAUGGUGAAAGCCAUGGAAGGGCCCUUCCUACCUGUGGCCGAGCUGCACGGGCUGCGGGGACACCCAGCCGAGGAGCGGGGCAAGCUGGCAGAGCCACUGGCACCUGGCAGACCAGAGAAACUGAAGGACUCAGUGCUGCCGACACCAAAGCCCAUCCAGCACCCCCUGCACCAGCCACCCGCCUCCCACCACCCUGUGCCCAGCCUCAUCCCCAACCACAACGUGUUCCCGCUGCCGGGCAGCAGCGCGGCCACAGCCCUGCUCAUCCACCGCACCAACGAGGAGGAGAAGUGGCUAGCCCGGCAGCGCCGGCUGCGCCAGGAGAAGGAAGAUCGCCAAUCCCAAGUCUCGGAAUUUCGGCAACAAGUGUUGGAGCAGCACCUCGACAUGGGACGCGCCCCGAGCCAGCCCGAGCCCGAGCAUCGUCCUGAGCACCCCAGGUCGGGAUCCAGCCGCCACGAGCCAAGCAGCCGGGAGCCAGGGCAGCACUUUGGUGGGCCACCACCUCUCAUCUCCCCCAAGCCCCAGCACCACCCUGUCACCACGUCCCUCUGGAACCCCGUCUCGCUGAUGGAGAACCCCCCAGACCCGCCUCGACGCCUCCCUGAGCCCCACACUCUCCACGGUCAUCCAACCCCGUUCGAGCCCAGCCGUCAGGGUAUCCCACUGGUGAAGGUGGAGAGGGUCUUCUGCCCCGAGAAACUGGAGGAGGGGGCGAGGAAGAGGGACACUCUGGAGAAAUACCCCCCAGGACGAGAGCCCGGAGCUCCAGAGCAUGGGGUUUUCACCCACACCCCCUUCCUAGCCGAGCUGGAGAAAUCCACACAGAGCAUCCUGAGCCAGCAAAGGCCCUCAGGCACCCCUUUCACUGAGGCCACCAAGCCCAGCUCCCCAUACCGACCCCCGCAGCCCCGUACCCAGGACCCCAUGUACAUCUACGACGAGUCCGUGCAGCAGCAUCGCAGGCUGGUCAGCAAACUGGACCUGGAGGAGCGCCGGCGGCGGGAGGCCCGUGAGAAAGGUUACUAUUACGACCUGGACGACUCCUGUGACGACAGUGAUGAGGAGGAGGUGCGAGCCCAUCUCCGCUGCGUGGCUGAGCAGCCCCCACUGAAGUUGGACACAUCCUCUGAGAAGCUGGAGUUCCUGCAGCUCUUUGGCCUCACCACCCAGCAGCAGAAGGAGGAAUUGCUGAGCCAGAAGCGGCGCAAGCGCCGGCGGAUGCUGCGGGAGCGGAGCCCCUCGCCACCCACAGUGCAGAACAAGCGCCGCACGCCUUCCCCGCACCUGCCGCUCUCCACCCGCUACAGCCCCGACGAGAUGAACAACAGCCCCAACUUCGAGGAGAAGAAGCGCUUCCUCACCAUCUUCAACCUCACACACAUCAGUGCCGAGAAGAGGAAAGACAAGGAGAAGCUGGUGGAGAUGCUCCAGGCCAUGAAGCAGAAGACCACACCGGGUGCUGUGGUGGUAAAGAGCUCCCCGCGGGACAGCCCCAGCAGCAUCGCAACUGAGCCACCGGUGCCACCACUCCUGCUGGAUCCCGAUAAACCUGUGGGAAUCGCUGUCUCUGUGCCAGAGGCACAGAAAACAGCAGAACCCAGCAGGUUAGACCAGCUGAGACCCCAGGAGCUACCGAGAGUCAAGGAAUCAACCACCACGCUAGCAGAGAAGCCCCGUCUGAAUGACGGGCACCCCGGCAAGAAGGCGCUAAGCAUCCUCAGCUAUGUCAGAGGUCCCCUCCCCAAGGACAUACCAGUGCCACUGUCCCACAGUAUGAAUGGCAAGAGCAAGCCUUGGGAGCCCUUCAUCGCUGAGGAGUUCGCCCACCAGUUCCAUGAGUCGGUGCUGCAGUCCACUCAGAAAGCAUUGCAGAAGCACAAAGGAGGAACGUCGGCGCUGAUGGCAGAGCAGAACCACAAGCUUGAUGCCUCCAUCCACUACAACAUCCCUGAGCUGCAGGCAUCCAGCCGCCUGGCUGGGCCCCCCCACAAUGGCACAGCCGAGGGGACGCUGCCCCACCGGCCGCUGCCCCCCCUGCCCCACGACUCAGCCUCCGAGGAAGAGGAGGAAGAGGAGGAGGAGGAGGAAGAGGAGGAAGAGUACCCCAGGCCUAAGUGGCAAGGGAUCGAGGCAAUUUUUGAAGCUUACCAGGAACAUAUAGAAGAACAAAACCUGGAGCGCCAAGUGCUGCAGACCCAGUGCCGGCGGCUGGAGGCCCAGCACUACAGCCUGAGCCUGACGGCAGAGCAGCUUUCGCACAGCAUGGCGGAACUGAGGACCCAGAAGCAGAAGAUGGUGUCGGAGCGCGAGCGCCUGCAAGCCGAGCUGGAUCACCUGCGGAAGUGCCUUGCCUUGCCUGCAAUGCAGUGGUCUAGGGGUUAUUUCAAGGGGUAUCCCAGGUGACGCUCCUUGGGCUAGACCGAACAUAUA